AUGGAUGCUCGUGAUGGCUCCUUACCCACCACUUCAAAGCUCACUCUCUUUCUUCUUCUUCUUCUUCCGUUGGUCUCGGCUUUGACUCCCUUGCCAUCGAGUGGGUGGCCAUCGGACCCGACCGCCGGCUUCGAAGAGCUCCCAUUGAACCAGUCGAACCUGCACAUACAAAAGCCGUACGAUCUGCCAGUGAGCGCCCGGCACAGCUUCGUCGACGGCGUCCACAAGCUCUGGGUUUACUCCACUGACCACCCUCUCUCCAAGGGAAGCCCAACCAGGCCUCGCUCUGAGAUCUUCCUCAAUCAAUACAUAUACUACUCCGGAGUGUGGCAGUUCGAAGCGCACGGGUACGUGCCGUGCGGCACCUCGGGCGUGUGCAUCACGCAAGUCUUCGGAGCGCAGUUCCCUCGGAACACGACCCUGAUGCUCCGAGUCUACAACGGCUCGCUGUACUACUACCACGACACGGUCCUGGUUCCGAACAUCUACGACCGGUGGUUCAGGGUCAACAUCAUCCACGACGUGGCUGCGUCGAACCUGAAGGUCUACAUCGACGGUGAGUUCAAGUUCGAAACGAAUGGAUAUGGAGGAACCUUCCAUUACUUCAAAUGUGGAGUCUAUGCGCAAGGCAACGCUUCCUACUACAUGGAGUCCCGCUGGAAGGGAAUUAGGGUUCUGAAGAAGGUUGACUGA
Molecule: messenger RNA, 693 nt
Organism: Eucalyptus grandis
Lineage: Eukaryota; Viridiplantae; Streptophyta; Magnoliopsida; Myrtales; Myrtaceae
Product: citrate-binding protein
Exons: 2
Coding region: 1-693 (230 amino acids)
Source: RefSeq, a predicted model, not a curated record